This is a messenger RNA of Rubroshorea leprosula, 2334 nucleotides long. The record is from the annotation of a GenBank genome assembly. Lineage: Eukaryota; Viridiplantae; Streptophyta; Magnoliopsida; Malvales; Dipterocarpaceae.
GGGGAAUUCUUGAUUCAUCAGGACGAUCACGUUUUUGAGAAAAGAAUCUCGGAAAUUUUGCCGAAGAGAAUCAUCUGCGUUUGGAAACCGAGAAAAUCUCCACAGCCGAAAGCAGGGGGGCCGUUGUGGAGUGCAGGGGGAACGAGAUCGCCGGAGGCGAUGAUUGUGCCGCGGAGUGGCAAGCAUGGAGUGAUGUUCUGGUUGAGGAACUUUGUGAUUGCCUCUAAAAUUUCAAAUCGAAUGCCUGAGUAUCCCUGGAGGAGGGUGUUGAUCCUGACCAGCAUGGCUGCUCUGCUGGCUGAUGACGGCAACAUGGACGGUGUUAGUGGAGGGACGACAACGAACAAAAAAAGCCAAAUCCUUAUAUACCUUUGCCACAAAGAAACCCCAAUUUUCUUCUUCAAAGUCAGUCUUCCGUUCAACGCCACUGCCACCGCACCGCCUUCCCUGUCUCCGCCUCUGAUCCAAUCCCUCACAUUGGAACCCCAACAAAAAUCCCAAAUCUUCAAUUUGGCGACCCCAAUGUCCCACCUUGACUGCAUCCCCUCCACUCCAGGGAAACUAAAACCAGACAAAGCCUUCCGUUUUCACUCCUCUUAUGCCUCCAAACUUACCCUCUACUCCUUCGUUUUCGUCUUCUUCCUCCUUCUCCUCCUCGUUCUCUCCCCGUCCUCCUCCCCCACCCCCCGCCGCAAUCUUUCCACUGGCAUUAGCUCCACGUCAUCCCUCCCGUAUAAACUUCGCAAAUCUGCACGUCCUCUUUCACAAUCAGGGCGUAUCGUUUUAGUUACAGGCGCUGCUGGCUUCGUUGGCACUCACGUCUCUCUUGCUCUCAAGAGCCGUGGCGAUGGCAUCGUCGGCCUUGACAACUUCAACCAUUACUACGAUCCAAAACUUAAAAGGGCACGCCAAAAACUCCUGGAAAAGGCUGGGGUUUUUGUCGUUGAAGGCGACAUCAACGACAAGAGGGCUCUCCAGCAGCUGUUUGAUGCCAUCCAGUUCACUCAUGUGAUGCACCUUGCCGCCCAGGCUGGAGUGCGUUAUGCUAUGCAAAAUCCGGGGUCUUACGUGCACAGCAACAUAGCCGGGUUUGUGAACCUGCUUGAGAUUUGCAAAUCGGCUAACCCACAACCUGCAAUAGUGUGGGCAUCUUCGAGUUCGGUGUACGGGUUGAAUUCCAAGGUACCCUUUUCAGAGAAAGAUAGGACCGAUCGUCCGGCGAGCUUAUAUGCUGCAACGAAGAAGGCCGGUGAAGAAAUUGCGCACACUUACAAUCACAUUUACGGUCUUUCAAUUACUGGGUUGCGUUUCUUCACGGUCUAUGGACCUUGGGGGCGGCCUGACAUGGCCUAUUUCUUUUUCACUAAGGAUAUGUUGAAAGGGAAAACGAUCACCAUUUUUGAAGCGCCCGAUAAGGGUAGUGUGGCUAGGGAUUUCACUUACAUUGAUGACAUAGUGAAGGGAUGUUUGGGGGCAUUGGAUACGGCAAAGAAGAGUACAGGAAGUGGGGGUAAGAAGAAUGGUGCAGCGCAAUUCAGGAUCUACAAUUUGGGGAACACAUCUCCGGUGCCUGUCAGUAGGCUUGUGAGUAUAUUGGAAAAGAUUUUAAAGGUGAAGGCGAAGAAGAAGGUAUUGCCAUUGCCAAGAAAUGGAGAUGUGGAGUUUACUCAUGCAAAUAUCAGUUUGGCAGCAAAGGAGCUUGGCUAUAAACCAACAACUGAUUUGGAGGCAGGACUGAAGAAGUUCGUGCAGUGGUACCUCAAAUAUUCGAAUUCAAAGAAGAAGAACAGUGCUGCUUGGUGAAUUUUAUUCUUAUCAUUUCGUUUUAUUGGUUGCUUAUUUGAUCAUUGACUUUAUAAGGGAAAAUACCCUGUUUGAAAGUGGUUUGCUUGAUGUUUGGCUUUCUCAUUAAGCUCAGACCCAAUUCAUAACAACAGGGAAAACAAGAAACAUUUGUGAUUGUUUAGCCAGAUGUUUGCUCCUCUUUCUUCAGGGAUAUACUUUUGGAUGUUUUAGCAUGUACAGUCCUUGAAUGAUAGACUACAACAUAUUCUGAUUGUUGGAAUUAUUUUUAAUCAUCUUGAGACCAUUUCAGUAAAACUAGUGUGACUUAGAUUGUGGUGUUCAUAUUGUAAAUGCUAAUGUCGGAAUCAUGAUCUGAAAAACAUUGGAAGGAAUUAAGUAUAGAAUUAUAGAUGAUAGUUAUCAUUCUUUGUUUAGAGAGUAACAGAGACAACCGUGUAGGUACCCAUUUUUCGUUUUUCUUCAGUACUAAAAUGAAGUAAGAAUUUUGUGCAUGUGCUUGUUAGUUGUAGAUAAAAGUAAGGCUUUUAA